AUGCAGGGGAUUUUAGCUCGCUUGAAAAAACAUAGCACGAUUUGUCAGCCUGGAGUGGGCACGCAAGAUACUACUUCGUCUGCACCCAAAGCUGAAUUUGUUAAACCGCAGCCAUCAACUUCUUCAGAAAAAAUGACUAAAGAAGCCGUAAUUAGUACCAGUGACGAUGGCAAAGUUCUAAAUUUCGAUCAUCUCACUUUUUGGGUGGCUAAUGCUAAAACGGCAUCCAGUUAUUUCGUGACUCGGUUUGGAUUUAAGCCGCUAGCAGUUAGAGAAUCAACUGAAGAAAGACCAAUAGUUUCCUACGCAGUGCAAGUUAAUAAAAUAACAAUAAUAUUUCAAUCACCAACAUCUGAUGAAGAUAUAUUAUCAAAAGACUUAAAAUCUCAUGGAGAUUUUGUAAAGGAUAUAGCAUUUGAAGUGCACAAUUUAGAUUCAAUUGUACAAAAGGCUAGAAGGGAAGGCGCAGAAAUACUAAAAGGUGUUACAGAAGAGACCGAUAAACAUGGGACCAUUCGGUAUGCAGUAUUAAAAACAUAUGGUGACAAUACUCAUACUUUAAUCGAUCGAUCUAAGUACACAGGAAUUCUUUUCCCUGGAUAUGAAGUCUUGGAUGAAGAUCCCGUUAAUAAACUCUUGCCGGAUACAAAAUUAUCUUUUGUUGACCACGUGGAAGGGAAUAUGGCGGACGGGACUCUGGAAGAUUCUGUGACUUGGUAUGAGAAAAACCUCAAUAUGCUAAGAUUUUGGUGUGUUGACUACAGCCACGACAUAACGCUUUAUUCUUGUAUAAAUUCGGCUUCGGUGAUCAAUCAUAAUGAUAGUGUCCUUCUUUCUUUGAAUGAAGCAGCGAAAGGUCUUCGUCCUACAAGCAAAGCUUCUGAAUUUGUAAAAGCUCAUGGCGCGUCCGGAGUCGAACAUGUAGCCCUGUACACAGACGACAUUGUGUCUACUAUGAAGAGCUUAAAGACACGAGGUGCUGAUAUAUUAUCAUGGCCACCAACAUACUACGAUAUCAUUAAGGAAAAGCUCAAAAACAGUUCAAUAGAUGUAGUUGAAAGCAUCGAAGAAUUGAAGGAGCAGAAUAUUUUGAUAGACUUCGACGAGAAGGGUUAUAUGUUGCAAGCUUUUACGAAGCAUUUACAAGUUCGUCCAACUUUGUUCAUUGAAAUUAUACAGAGAAGGAAUCAUAGGGGAUUCGGUGCAAUGAACUAUAAGUGGGUUUUCGAGGCGAUUGAACUCUUAGAUAAAUCUGAUGCAGAAAAU
This is a messenger RNA of Brenthis ino (lesser marbled fritillary), 1266 nucleotides long. Lineage: Eukaryota; Metazoa; Arthropoda; Insecta; Lepidoptera; Nymphalidae. The record is from the annotation of a GenBank genome assembly.